This is a messenger RNA of Brassica oleracea var. oleracea, 1902 nucleotides long. RefSeq names its product NAI2-like protein. The transcript has 14 exons. The record is from RefSeq and is a predicted model, not a curated record. NCBI's taxonomy places the organism in Eukaryota, Viridiplantae, Streptophyta, Magnoliopsida, Brassicales, Brassicaceae.
AAGGCAUUAUCUUCAACUUGGUCAUUGUAAUGACAACUUCUGCGAUGGGAAGGAACUGUGUGGUUUUGAGUUUAGCAAUGUGUCUUGUUCUGUCAAGCUUUCAUGAUGUUUCUUGCCAGGCUGAAGGAAGCAGCGAUUUAUUAACGUUGGAAAAUCAAGAAUUUCAGUGCAAACAAUAUUAUGCAGAUGAACUUACUGAUAUCAAUAUCUCCGAAGAGCUAGAGCGUCAAUCGAUAACAAAAGAGAGUGAAGAGGAGAGCAGUUGGGAGCAGAGAACUACAAUAUCUUCGUCUCUGUCGGAAGAAACCAAGACUGAAGUUGUUAGUGGUCAAAGUUCGAGUAUGAUGGACGAAAUAAACCGAGAAAUUGAAGCCCAUCUUGGUGGUAAACAACCUAGAGCUGAUCAUGUCACUACAAUUGGUGUAUCUAUGGAUGCUAUUGAAAAUGAUUCUGAGAGAAGGAAACAGCUGGAAGAGAUUGAACAACAAAUCAAAGCUGCGGCUGCAACAAAAAUUGUUGUAGAAGAAGGAACUACAAAAACAAAUACUGUGGAAACACAUGAGAUUGAAUUUGAAGAAGAAGGAACUAUAGAAACAAAGAGUAGUGUGAAAACACAUGAGAUCGAAUUUGAAGCCGCCGCUGCAACAAAAAAAAUUAUAGAAGAAGGCACUACAAAAACAAAUAGUGUGGAUACACAUGAGAUCGAAAUUGAAGCUGCGGCUGCAACAAAAAUUGUUGUAGAAGAAGGAACUACAAAAGCAAAGAGUAGUGUGGAAACACAUGAGAUCGAAUUUGAAAGUACACGUUCAUCAGCGGAAAGUCUUCAAUAGUCUAGCACUUACAAUGGUGGCUCAAGGAUUUUUGGAUCUCUAGGAAUUUCACAAUCGUCAGGUGCGUGGCGAUGUGUUAACCACGACAGAAAUGGAGUGAAUGAAGAGGAGGAUGCUUCCAUCAUUAUACCAAAGUAUGAUAUAGAAGCAAUCAUCAAGGAAGAAUCUAUUUCCCAGGGCUCAGAAUCAAAGACCUCCAGUCUCCUAAUAUCCCUGAACAAAAUUAUUGAGAUGCAUAAAACUAAAACUUUGUCCCGAGGUGUAAUCAAAGAACCCUCUUCUAAGGAAAAAACAGAGAUAGUAAAGAAGCUAAAAGUGAAACUGAAAAGCUAUCGUAACAUAAAGAUACAUGAGCUCGUCACCCGUACUGAUUUCGAGAAGAUACUGACGAUGGCUGCGCGUUAUGAGGAACUAAGCUCAACUUCUGAGAGCUAUAUCUCGAGGCUGUCCAUGUACAGAAGUAUUAUAAAAGAAGGAAUCAAGGCCUCUCAGCGAGUUCAACUUGCGCAGCAGCGUGCUAGGUUGCUCAAAGAUAUGGCCGAGGAGAAGCAGAAGAAAGUGGAGGCUGAGUUUGCGUUGGUCAAGUCUUUGGCUCAGAGAGGAGACGCGUUGUACGUUAAGAUAUUUGCUAUCAAGAAGUUGGUGUUGAAGCUUGAGGCCGAGAAGGAAGAAGUUGAUAUGAAUUUUCAGAAGAUCGUUGGGAAUCUCUCCCGUGUUAUAGAGGAAGCGUCUCAGUCCUAUGAGGAGUAUCUUGUGGUUUUGCGUAAGUGGAAAGAGGAGAAAGCAGCUGAGGAGUUCUCACGUGAGACCAUUGAGAGUGCAGAAGUCGUUUGGGUUCAGUUUCUCAGCUCUCUCUAGAGACAACACUCUUGUCUUCUUAUCUUUUGUCUACAGUUUACCCACUUUUGUCUACGUUUUAUCCUUACAUGUGAGAGCUUUUGCAAAUUUGUCUUUGCUUUAUUAAUAAUGUGCGCGCGAGUCUUGUUUUACACGAGGAAUUUUGUUUUGAAUUAUUAUGCUCUAUGUUCUUGUUGUUCGAUCUAUUUUGUUUACAUGUAAUGAAACCUUUUUG